AACUCGGGCGCCCGGGAUUGGGCAGUGCGGCGCGAGGGGCGGAGCGGAAGGUUCUGGAGAGGGCUGGCGGGCUCUGGAAGCUUCCGCCGGGCGGGUAUAUAGCGUCCGGGCCGGGGCGGCGGCGGAGCCGUAGGGACGGCGGCGGGAGGGUGGGGGCCAUGGGUAAGGAUUACUACCAGACGCUGGGCCUGGCCCGGGGCGCCUCGGACGAAGAGAUCAAGCGAGCCUACCGCCGGCAAGCGCUACGCUACCACCCGGACAAGAACAAGGAGCCUGGCGCCGAGGAGAAGUUCAAGGAGAUCGCCGAGGCCUACGACGUGCUCAGCGACCCGCGCAAAAGGGACAUCUUCGACCGCUACGGGGAGGAGGGACUGAAGGGUGGUGGCCCUAGUAGUGGUAGCAGUACUGGUCCUAACGGUGCCUCCUUCAGCUACACUUUCCAUGGGGACCCUCAUGCUAUGUUUGCUGAGUUCUUUGGUGGCCGCAAUCCUUUUGACACCUUUUUUGGUCAACGAAACGGGGAAGAAGGCAUGGACAUUGAUGACCCAUUUUCUGGCUUCCCAGUGGGCAUGGGUGGCUUUACCAAUAUGAACUUUAGCCGACCCCGCCCCACCCAGGAACACAGCCGCCGAAAACAGGAUCCCCCUGUCACCCAUGAUCUGCGGGUCUCACUUGAGGAGAUCUAUAGUGGUUGUACCAAAAAGAUGAAGAUCUCCCACAAGCGGCUUAACCCUGAUGGGAAGAGCAUCCGCAAUGAGGACAAGAUCCUGACCAUUGAAGUGAAAAGAGGGUGGAAAGAGGGGACCAAGAUUACCUUCCCAAAAGAGGGGGACCAAACCUCUACCAACAUUCCAGCUGACAUUGUCUUUGUUUUAAAGGACAAGCCACACAAUAUAUUUAAGAGAGAUGGGUCUGAUGUGAUUUACCCUGCAAGGAUCUCCCUCCGUGAGGCCCUGUGUGGCUGUACAGUGAAUGUCCCAACGCUGGAUGGCAGGACCAUACCCAUAGUGUUCAAGGAUGUCAUCAGGCCCGGAAUGAGGCGGAAGGUUCCUGGAGAAGGCCUUCCCCUCCCCAAAACACCAGAAAAACGUGGGGACCUCAUUAUUGAAUUUGAAGUGAAUUUCCCUGACAGAAUUCCCCCGUCUUCAAGAACCGUCCUGGAGCAGAUCCUGCCUAUAUAGCAAUCUCUGCUCCUCAAGGACUGAACCAAGGACAUUUCCAAAACUCAAGGUUUUCUGGACCAUCUCCAACAGUUGUGGGCCCCCAGGGUGGGAGGGACCACAGAGGGUUUUCAUAUGCUGAAUGUUUCCAGAGAAUAUAUUACAAUCUUUCAAAGUCUUGCAUUAGGCUUCAGUGGUUUUUCAAACAAUAGGUUCACAGGUAAUGGGGUAGCACAAAAGCAUUCCAAGGAAUUUGACCCUCUUUAAUGGUGCCAGUAUAACUAACCUCCUCCCCCUUUUCCCAGAAACAAUUAAGUUUUCUGUCAUCUCCAGCUCAGACCCUGAGUUGUAUCAACUACCCUCGAAUAUACACACUCCCUCCUUUAGAUGGAAAGCAUUAGACCCAUAAUUGGACUCUGCUGUUCUUUAGCAUUUUUGGCUCUUACUCUUAGUUGAUGUCUGCCUGGAGUACAGUCCUGGUUACAAGACCAUUUCUGCUCCUCAUUGCUGUUUGUGGUGUUACUGAUAUGUAUUUUAUUCCAACUUUGUCUUCACGUGUCUCAUUUUUGCUUCUGAAAAUAAUUACAUCCUUUCUUGCUGUCCCAGAUUGAAACCUUAUAAUUUACCUUGAGAAUUGCCCUGAUGGUGUCCAAAAGCCAACAAAAAGGGAGAAAAUGGGAGACUUGGCUUGGGUAACCAGUGGGGCAUUCUAAAAUUCUCUAGUCAUUUAUAGCCCAUUCAUAGGCUGGGGUCCAUUAUUGUCUUUUCCUCUUAUUGGCUCACCUGGGAUGUACAGGAUUUCGCAUUAACCCGUUGAAUCCCUUAACCCCUGACCCAAUCUGAAGAAAUGGACUCUGGACUCUUAUCAAAGGGAUCUAAUCCUUUUGAAUUUAGCACAGCCCUAGUUAUAAUCCCUUUUGAUAAAAGGGUCUUUGCUUCUGAUACAGGAGCACCAUGGAUCUUCUGUAAAUAAUUUUUGUAUAAAUCUGUAUAAAUUUGGUGUGCACUUACAAAAAACCCAAUGCAUUACAGCUGCUGCUCUCUGUAUGGGGCCAUAUUGGAAUUAAAAUGAAAUUUUUGGGGUUGUUUUUUUUGGAACAACUUUGUCUCUUCCCUGGAAAUGGGUCUGGUACUCAGGCCUAUAGAUUUAAUUGUAAGGUUGCUGCUGCAGACACGAGACCAAAGCAUAUGACUUGUCAAUGUGCAGUACGUCAGGAUUAAAGACUGAUGCUAAACCCA
Messenger RNA from Sarcophilus harrisii (Tasmanian devil), 2399 nucleotides. It is a transcript of the gene DNAJB1, whose product is annotated as DnaJ heat shock protein family (Hsp40) member B1. Gene Ontology annotation, cellular component: cytosol. NCBI's taxonomy places the organism in Eukaryota, Metazoa, Chordata, Mammalia, Dasyuromorphia, Dasyuridae. The record is from RefSeq and is a predicted model, not a curated record. The coding region runs from base 159 to 1181 and encodes 340 amino acids. Gene Ontology annotation, molecular function: Hsp70 protein binding; transcription corepressor activity. The transcript is spliced from 3 exons.